Acanthamoeba castellanii str. Neff is the source of this 273-nucleotide messenger RNA. RefSeq lists its product as uncharacterized. Lineage: Eukaryota; Discosea; Longamoebia; Acanthamoebidae. The record is from RefSeq and is a predicted model, not a curated record. The coding region runs from base 1 to 273 and encodes 90 amino acids. The transcript is spliced from 2 exons.
AUGUCCGACAAGGGUUACACGCCUCGGGGUACCACCGCGGCUCUCCAGGACGAGGACUCGUUUCCGCCCUCGGAGGUAAGGCAAGAGAUGGAGAAGCGCGUGGUGGCUGCCUUCACGUGGUUGAGCAAGCAGCCUGCAAGCAUUCCGUACUGGCAAUGUCCGCCCAGCGACCUGGCCCAGCUGUGCGCACUCACCGACGAGCGCUCCCGCAAGCAGACGGCCUUGACCCACUUCGACGGCAGCGCCUCCGAAGAAGACGAAAAUGAAGAGUGA